Drosophila novamexicana is the source of this 1310-nucleotide messenger RNA. Its product is annotated as queuine tRNA-ribosyltransferase accessory subunit 2. Gene Ontology annotation, molecular function: tRNA-guanosine(34) queuine transglycosylase activity. The record is from RefSeq and is a predicted model, not a curated record. NCBI's taxonomy places the organism in Eukaryota, Metazoa, Arthropoda, Insecta, Diptera, Drosophilidae. The transcript is spliced from 2 exons. The coding region runs from base 34 to 1287 and encodes 417 amino acids.
AACGUGCGCAAGUGAUAAAAACAAACCUACAGCAUGAAAUUCGUUUUAAAAAGUAUUAGUAAAAACUCUGGUCGCCUUGGCCAACUGCGGAUCAAGGAGAGCAAGGAGCUGCAGACGCCGCUGCUGCUGCAAACAACCAAAGGCGGUAGCAUUCCGUACCUGAGCGCCGAGGUAUUCGAUUUGGUCAGCCAGGAGCAUCAACAAGUGCUGCAGCUGACGUUGUCCACCAUGGAUCAAAUGUCCGAGUCCUUGGCGCAGUGGAAUCGCAGCCUGAGCGACUAUGUGGGCUAUCCGGGCUACAACACGCUCUUGCUACUACGUGAUCCUUGUGAAACGACGCCAACAGGUGGCAACGAUCGGGAUGUGGUGCCGCUCUUCACACGGCACGGCAAGGACUCACUGACAGCCGCACGUUACAUGGAUAUGGUGGCCAACUUUGCGCCGGACGUGUAUCAGGGCCUAUGUGACGCGGACACAAAUCCCGAGAGCACCAAGAAGCGUGUGCAAAAAUCGGUGGAUCGUACCGAGCGCUUAAUGGAGCAGUGCUACGAGCAGCACAGCAAGCUGGAGCGACUGCAGGAUUCCACGCUGCUGGCACCCAUUGUGGGCGGCUACAGCACAUUUGCCCGCACACAGUCCAUCAAGCAUGCACGCCAGCAACCAGCCGGCAGCUAUGGUGGCUACAUACUCGAGGGUUUCCAUACAAACGGCUUGUCUGCCACAGAACUCAAGCCAGCACAGCUGCUGCCCAUUGUCGAGCAUUGCGUGCAGCAGCUAGAGGCGGAGCAGCCGCGUCUUAUGCCCGGCGCCUACACGCCUUUGCUCCUGCUGGAGCUGAUACGCCUGGGCGUGGAUGUCUUCGACAGCUCCUAUGCGUAUUGUGCGGCCGCGAAUUACAAGGCGUUGACAUUCAGUUAUGUCCGGGAUAAAGCUGAGCAUACGGCGUUCUUGGACGUGACGGACGAGGCCAUCAAGGAGGACUUUAAGCCGCUGCUGGAGGACUGCAGCUGUCUCUCCUGCCAGAAGCACACGCGUGCCUACAUUCAUCAUCUGUACAAGACGCACGAGCUGCUGGGAACCAUUCUGCUGAUGAUUCACAAUUUGCAUCAUUAUAUGUCCUUCUUUGAGGCAAUACGAGCCAGCAUGGCAGCGGAUCAGCUACCGGAGCUGAUCGAGCAUGUGAGAAUGCAGAAUACGACAGCCGAGAUCAAUUAUCGCAUCGAGCCGAAUAACAAGGUUGUAGGUAAGGCGGCCAUGGGCAAGGGAUUUAUCGCAGCGGCCGUUUAGCUCGCGUCCAAUGCGGUAAAAAU